UUUUUACCCUAAUGAUCAAAUAAUGUGCAUUGCAUAUGUACGAUCAUUAUUCAUGGGAAGGUCUACAGCACAAAUUGUUAUCCGACAACUCUUUACUAAUGGUACAAAGAUGGAACUAUCAUCAUGCCGAAUAAUUGGGCGAUAUAGAACAGAGUGUUCUGCAAAACUGGCAAAUGAAGGAUGUGGAAGAGUGAAUGUAACAUGUUCGAUUGUGAGAAAUGAAACGGAGGAAGAGAAAGUGACUAAAGAGAUUUAUAUUACAGAUGAAGCAUCAGUUGGAUCUUUCCAUAUUCACUAUAAAGGAAUGAAUAAUGACAAUGCCACACAAAUUUUCCCAACAGGAAGUUUAAUUAAGCUUAUUUGUCGUGGUGAUGUCUCAAUUGUAAACGACGAAGUUUUAGAGAAUUUAACAUUUACCUGGAAUAGGGGUUUUCUCGAAUUUCAAGAGCCACCUACAGUAAAAACGUCAAGAACUUUUGAUGAAAAUUGCAAAACAAACCAAACAGUGUCAUCCUUCCUAUAUCUGAAAGAGGAACAGUUAGACACAGAAAUAAGGUGUGAAGCAAAAGGUCCGAGUCGACAUUUUUUAGGAAGAAGAAUAUCCUGGAAAUCUAUAAGAAUAAAAACAAUACCAGAGAGAGGACAAAUGUUGGGUCCUGUCGUUGUCUAUAAAGAUGAAUUAGAGGAGAGAACACUCCUUUCGUUGACAUGCAAAACAACUGAUUUCUACAACUCAACAGACACCGAGGGUAUUAAAUGGUGCAUCAGAAAAGAGAACAACACACAGUUUGUCCCUCUUCCACUUCAAGAAGAUCCACUUGUUGAAAUAUUUAAUAGUUCAAAAGAAAGGACUUUGAAAAGUAGUGUUCACUAUCAGUUAUUAAAAAGCAGUGAAAAUGUGGAAAUUAUUUGUGAAGCUAACCACUCCAACAUCUGCGGAUCCGGAACAAUAAGGGGCAAAGUUCGCUUUGAUUCUCAUUCAAUGGAAAGGACAGAUUUUCAUCAAAAUGGUACUUGUGUCACGUGUGUUAAUUCGGAUCAACCAAACACACUUAUCUAUGUCUCGGCCAGUGUGAUGAUUGCUAGCAUCAUAAUUCUUAUAUCAGGAGUUGCUGCUUUUUGCAAAGCAAGGGGAAAAGUGAAAUAUGAAACCAGUACUUCACCUUUGAAUGCUACCCCAGAUAAAUCUAACAUGCCAAAAGCAAAUCCAUACAGUUCAGUCGGAAACAAUCCAGUCUCAGACGUGCACCACAAUCAAAUCUCCUCUGGCGGCCAAACCUAUUCGAAUGCUCCAAUUCAUUCAGAGGGAGCAACUACCGGUGUUUAUGAAUUAACUGAUGCUAGUGAUAACGGGGAUAUGUAUGAACCAAUAGAAUUACAUGAUAAUGAAGCACAUAUUUAUGAAGGAAAACUCCAAACUGAUGAAGUUUAUGAAGAAGUGUAACCAUGAGAAAUAUUUCAGAAAACUGAAAGUAAAGCACAAGAAUC
Molecule: messenger RNA, 1488 nt
Organism: Saccostrea cuccullata (small rock oyster)
Lineage: Eukaryota; Metazoa; Mollusca; Bivalvia; Ostreida; Ostreidae
Exons: 8
Coding region: 23-1444 (473 amino acids)
Source: RefSeq, a predicted model, not a curated record